This is a messenger RNA of Aspergillus bombycis, 951 nucleotides long. RefSeq names its product CORD and CS domain protein. The record is from RefSeq and is a predicted model, not a curated record. The transcript has 3 exons. The coding region runs from base 1 to 951 and encodes 316 amino acids. Lineage: Eukaryota; Fungi; Ascomycota; Eurotiomycetes; Eurotiales; Aspergillaceae.
AUGUCCAAGUGCGUCCACAAGGGUUGCGGAAAGGUCUUCACCGAUCCCGAAGAGCCAUGCGUCUAUCAUCCUGGACCACCGGUCUUUCAUGAAGGUCAAAAGGGCUGGAAAUGUUGCAAGCCCCGCGUUCUCACCUUCGAUGAAUUCCUCGAAAUCCCACCUUGUACUACCGGCAAGCAUUCGACUGUCGACGAUACCCCAGUCGAACCCCCCAAGAACGCAAACUCAGCUGCAGCUGAACUAGUCGCACCUCAGCCGGUAACUGCACCUGUCGCAGAUAGCGGGGUACCACGGCCGACAUACUCGCCCGCCAUUGCCCCUCCGUCGAACGCAGCUACGCCCGCCCCCGAAGAAUCAGAGUCCGAUGAUCCAUCUCUUGAGAUCCCAGCGAAUGCCACAUGCCGUCGGAAGGGAUGCGGUGCAAACUACAACUCGUCCGUGUUGCGGGAGGAGGAGAAAUGUGUCCAUCACCCUGGACAGCCAAUUUUCCAUGAGGGUAGCAAAGGAUGGUCAUGCUGCAAGAAGAGAGUUCUGGAUUUCGACGAUUUCCUGAAGAUCGAAGGCUGCAAGGAGAAAAAGAAGCAUCUUUUUGUCGGACAGGGCAAGCCGGCAGGUGAAGAGAAGGUUGAGAGUGUCAGAAACGACUUUUACCAAACCCCACACUCGGUCAAUGUCUCGUUGUACCUUAAGAAGAUCGACAAGAACCAGGCUAAGGUCGAGUUCUCUGAGAAGUCGAUCGAUCUGGAUCUCCCCACUACCGAUAACAAGCGGUACAAAGAUACAUAUCAGCUAUUUGCGCCGAUUGACCCCGCAAAAUGCCAGUUCAAGGUGCUGGGUACUAAACUGGAAUUGACGCUGGUAAAGGCUGACGGGACGAGCUGGCCAGUCUUGCGCAGCGAUGAUAAAUGGAGUGGUGAGAGGAUUCAAAUUGGACAGGCCGGACGGGCCUGA